CAAAUUCUCAGGGAAUCGCUCCUCCCCACCUCUCCCUUCUUUGCUUGUUCGACUACACCUCCAGUCUCUUGUCUGGUUCCUGGUUCUGCUCUGCCAAGCAGCACAAUGAACGACACUGCUCUUUACGUCUCAAAUGGUACCUGCUUCUUCGGUCCAGGCCAAGUUGCUGACCCGAACUAUAUCCCCUGUGGCAAUGCUGCACUUGCGGGGCCCCAGUCUUGCUGUUACGCCGGCGACUACUGCCUGUCGAGCACUGCCUGUUGGAACAAACAAUUCGUGGUGACGUAUGUUGCCGGUUGUACGGACACAACCUUCAGCGCUGCUGAAUGCACUAACAAGUUCGAUUAUCCUGACCAACAAUAUGUCGCCAUGGCGCGAUGUGAUGGCGCCGAUGUGGACAUAUGGUCAGGGUGUUACAACCACACAGACUGGAUCACGAUACACAAGGAGCCGGAUUGCAAGUGCAAUGCUUCAAGACCAUUAAUCCGGAAUUCGAAUGGUAAAUCUACGCUUGAUGAAAUUGGACUCCUGCCAACUACUCCGGGAGGAACUAUCUCAUUCAACCCUACUGCAAUCCCUACAUUGGAAGCUACUUCUAGCAAUCCAUAUUCAUCCCCUGCGACGCCUCCAACAUCCACGACAUCACCCACUGCCGUCGCGAGCACUUCGCAAGGGCUCUCAUCGGGUGUGAGAGUAGGCAUCGGCGUGGGGAUAGGCAUUGGCGUACCCUUAGUAGCCGCCCUUGCCUUCCUCGCCUUCAUCCUCCAACGCAAGAAGGGGGCAGCAGACACAGCAGCGCCGGCUUCUGGACCGGCACCUCCAGAUACCACACCACCUCCAAACGACCAAGAUGACACCGCUGCCGCGGUCAGAGAAAAGACGUCUAGCCCUGAGAAGGACAUGGCUACUACCCCUGAACCACCGAGCCCGGGCUGGUACGGGUAUAAGCCUGAGCUAGCGGCCAAUUCAACCUUCAAGUCGGAGUUAUCCGGUGAUGAACCUCGGAGUGUAAUAAGCUCCAGUUGGAACUCGGGAACCCUUGACGACCAUCAGGUCUCUGAAUUGUCGAGCCAUGACGCGGUGACUAGCGCAGUUGGGCGGAACUCUUUGGGCUACACACAUGACUAAUUCUAUUUAUGAUAAUAGGGGUAAAACAGUUAUCAGGGGUCUAGGUUUUCCUGUAACACGAGCUUAUGGAAGACGUUGAGUCGUAAAUGAGUUGAACACAUCCAAAUGGUUUUUUUUUUUUUGUCAAGGAGUCAGUAGCGUUGCGUUGAUCAUAGCAUUUAAAUUUAUUAUAACAAUUGCUGAGAGUAGUUCGCUGGCAAAGUCCACGCUACCUAGAAC
Annulohypoxylon truncatum is the source of this 1347-nucleotide messenger RNA. RefSeq lists its product as uncharacterized. Bases 106 to 1128 code for a protein of 340 amino acids. The record is from RefSeq and is a predicted model, not a curated record. NCBI's taxonomy places the organism in Eukaryota, Fungi, Ascomycota, Sordariomycetes, Xylariales, Hypoxylaceae. The transcript is spliced from 2 exons.